Camelina sativa (false flax) is the source of this 697-nucleotide messenger RNA. Lineage: Eukaryota; Viridiplantae; Streptophyta; Magnoliopsida; Brassicales; Brassicaceae. The record is from RefSeq and is a predicted model, not a curated record.
UGCUAUGUCAUUGGUAGGAUCAACUAAGAGGCAACUUCAAUUGUUUAGGGAUGAUGGGUGGAAUUCUCUCAUGAUGAAAGUUUCUGCAUUUUGUGAGAAACAUGAGCUCGAAACGGUUGAGAUGGAGGCAGAUUUUGUUGACUCAAAGAGACGAAGAAAAAAAACAGGAGUAUCCAAUAUGCAUCAUUACAAGGUCAACUGCUUAUAUGCUGUCUUGGAUAUACAGCUUCAAGAAUUUAACGACCGCUUUAAUGAGGUGAACACUGAAUUGCUUAUUUGUGUUGCUUCUCUAUCUCCCAUUGAUGCAUUUUCUGAGUUUGAUCACUCAAAGUUAUUGAGGUUAUCUAAGUUCUAUCCAGAUGACUUUAGUUCAGGGGAGUUCAUAUCUCUUGAGCAAGAAUUAUCUAUCUACAUUGAUAAUGUACGAAAUGAUGACAGAUUUUCUAAUUUGAAGAAUCUAGGGGACCUUGCUCGAUUGUUGGUGGAAACACGAAAACAUAUGUCAUAUCCUUUGGUUUACAGGCUUUUGAAGUUGGUUUUGAUUUUGCCGGUUGCUACUGCAACUGUUGAGAGAUGUUUUUCAGCCAUGAAAAUAAUAAAGACGCAUCGACGUAAUCGAAUUGGGGGAUCAAUUUUUGAAUGAUUGCUUAGUUUGUUUUAUGGAGAAAGAUGUAUUCAAUACUAUUACAAACGAGAC